AUGCUGCUUUUAGGAGUUUUAUUUUCGCUGGUAUUUUCAAGUGCCAUUGCCAUUGAAAACGAAACUGAAUUCAUUACAAAUGGAACUGACGUUUGUACAUGUGCACCGAAAUCUGAGUUAGCUGAAGUGCGUGAGGAGCAACAGCGUCAGGCAGUCAUUUUGGAAGGAUUGGCCAAAAAUUUCGUUAGCUUUGUGACAAAUACUUACCCAACCAGCUGCGCCGAAUCAUCCAACAGCAGUAAACUCUUGGUUCGCUUGCCUGAGUACAGUGCGUACCCCUUCGAGGUGACCUGCGAUCAGGAAAGCCACGGUGGAGGUUGGACGGUGUUUCUGCGUCGCAACGAUGGCAGCCAGGACUUUUACCUUGGGUGGGAGGACUACCAAAAAGGCUUUGGCGAUCUGGACAACGAGUUCUUUAUGGGGCUGGACAAGUUACACGCCUUGACGGCGUCGGAGCCCCAGGAGCUUCUGGUCAUCCUGGCGGAUUUCAAUGGUAGUGCGGGCUACGCGCGCUACGAUUCGUUUAAAAUUGGUCCAGAGAGCAACAACUACACAAUGGAAUCGUUGGGAUUAUAUUCGGGGAACUUCGGCGACUCUCUCAGUCGUCACAGGAGUAUGCAGUUUAGCACCAAGGAUCGCGAUAACGACCUUUGGGGUGGGAACUGUGCCGAAUCCUUUACUGGAGCUUGGUGGUUUGGUAAUUGUCUUGACAGCGACUUGUGUGGGUUGUACGGCGAGGAUCAGGGUAAUGGCGGCAUUACUUGGUGGAACUUCGAAAGCAAUUGGAAUAACAUGAAACAUGCCGUCAUGUUGAUCAGGCCGCUUUCAUCCGCUUCAUAACGUGGAUUAUUAGAAAGUAAACUGAAACUUUGUAAAAAUCCUCCUGGAAUGGUGAUCAUAGGAGGCAAUAGUUCUUUUAAAAUGAAAAAUUUCUU
Drosophila biarmipes is the source of this 935-nucleotide messenger RNA. Its product is annotated as ryncolin-1. The transcript is spliced from 3 exons. Lineage: Eukaryota; Metazoa; Arthropoda; Insecta; Diptera; Drosophilidae. The record is from RefSeq and is a predicted model, not a curated record. Bases 1 to 840 code for a protein of 279 amino acids.